Molecule: messenger RNA, 2563 nt
Organism: Seminavis robusta
Lineage: Eukaryota; Bacillariophyta; Bacillariophyceae; Naviculales; Naviculaceae
Source: the annotation of a GenBank genome assembly
AUGACGUCAUCCUCAUCCUUUUCAGAUUUUUGAAAUUGCUGGUGUCAAAGCAACCAGCCUUCCGUCAAACAAGAGGACAAGAACAUCCACCACAUCUAUUGUAACACAGCGCCGCAUUCUAGCUGCCAUGAGGAACCAUAACAGGGGGCUAUUUGUACAUGUAUUGAUUGCCUUUAUCUUGAAGAUAACAGCAAGAGAUAGUGGAGUGGUUUUCGCGUUUGUGCGCUCUCCAUCACAUUAUCGGUACAAGUUCAGAAUACCUUUAAGACAUGACGUUGGGACAAACAAGAUUGCACCGGUUGCACUCAAGGCAGACCAAGACCACAGCGAGCCUGAGGAAGUCAACAAUAAAAUCACAGGCCAAGCGGCAAAGGAAGAAGAAUUGGGUUUGCAGACAAGCAACCCCGAGAUUAUGAAAGUUAUUUCAACUCCCACUUCUUCCAGCGCCACCAGUACAGAGAAUUCCAACAGCAUAAAAAGCAGAGAUUGGCGCGACAAAGACCACGCUUCCAACAUGCACGUUGCAGCGCUUUCACCGGCAGGUCCCUUGUGGAAGGAAGAUGGUGAAGGCGAUCAAGAUCUUUCGCCAAAGUUGAACAAUAAGAGAAAGAAAAGUGUCUUGAUUCUCUGCACCGGUGGCACUCUCACCAUGGCCAACGAUCCCCAGCAGGACGACUCAUUGGCACCGGUGCAAGGAGCCCUGACAGAGUAUCUGGAAACCAUGACGGAGCUACGCGAUGAUCCCGACAUGCCCGAAGUCACGGCGCAUGAAUACAAUCCCUUGAUUGAUUCCUCGGAUAUGGGGCCUGGAGACUGGGCAGUACUGGCCAGUGAUAUUGGCGAUAAUUACUAUCACUUUGAUGGAUUUGUCAUUCUCACGGGGACAGAUACCAUGGCAUAUGCAGCCUCGGCGCUGAGUUUCAUGCUGGAGAAUCUGGGAAAACCAGUCGUAUUCACAGGCAGUCAAAUACCUCUCGUAGAGCCGUACAACGAUGCUCGCAAAAAUCUCAUCAUGGCCAUCAUCUUUGCUUGCCGAGAUAAUGUCCACGAGGUGACUAUUUUCUUCCACGACAGGCUACUCCGGGGUUGUCGAGCCACCAAAGUGAAUACUUCCCGCCUACUGGCCUUUGAUUCACCCAAUAUAGACGCAUUGGCGCAUAUUGGCAUUACCAUUGACGAACAUGACAAUCUACUGCGACCUCCACCCAAGUGGCGCUUUCGGGUCCAUACUCGCAUGGAAACGCGCCUCAUCACCUUGCGCCUCAUUCCAGGCUUUGACGACGCCAUGAUGGGACACAUGAUCCAUGCCGCUCGGGAAACCAAUCUCAAGGGUCUCGUAUUGCAACUGUACGGAACCGGCAAUCUGCCUAGCCUAAAGGAAGACUUUGUCCAAGUCUUGGCCGAUGCCGUCCAAGCCGGUGUAUGCGUCGUGGCAUGUACCCAAUGCUUUACAGGUUCCGUACGGAUGGGACACUAUGCGACUGGACGUGCUUUGAACAAGGCAGGCGUCGUGUCGGCCAAUGACAUGACGGUGGAAGCGGCCAACUGUAAACUUGCCUACUUGUUGGGACGAGGAGACUUGUCAUUUGACGAAGUUCGAGACUUGAUGGGCGUUGACCUGCGAGGAGAACUCACACCGGCCAGUCGGUUGCCUCUUCCACCCUUGUCCAGUGUUUACCAAGAAGCCAUUCACAAACAGCAGAUGGCUCAGAAACAACAACGGAGAGGAGCGGCUCCAUACUAGCAGUUUGAAGCAUGCCACCAGUAGAGCUAUUGCGACACUCCCACGGACGUUCCACCAACUUGUGUCGAUGGGAGCAAAUAUUUGCCUCCAAUAAGCUAUCUGUGACAUUUUCACUAGCAGAAAUAGCGGUAUGAAGGAUGAGCUAGCUAGCUAAGAAGAAGAGCGCAGGAUACAUGGUUCUUCGACUCUUUAUACAAUUAUAGUUUCCAGGGGCGUGAAUUCUAAGUUUGUACAGUCCUUUCAUCUUUGUCCAUUCGCCCCUGUUUGCCUAGCCAAAUGUUCAAUCAUUGUACAUGUUCGGGUAUCAUCCAUGGUGUUUGGUGUCCAUCAUCUCCUGCCAAACGUUCGCUGCAGUCACUCUCGUUUGUACACGUUCGUCUCUUUAUUGUCAUUGCGGGAUCCUCAAUCUUUUCCCAUUCCAUUUAUUUGUACAGAUCCAUCAUCUGUUUUCGAGUUUGUACAUGACCACCUAUCGCUCUGUACAGCUCGUCAGGCUGCCCAUUUAUUUGGUUGCUGCCCACACAAGGAAAGCCACGGGGAGAAGGACUGCAAUCGCAAUCGAUCCUCCGUAAGCGGCACCCUUCAUAGCAGCAGGGUUCGAUCGGUUCUUGCUCUGUUCAGGGUCCACCUUGACCUUCAAGUUGAGAGAGGUAGAAGUCUCAGCAACAAAAGGACUGAAGGAAGAAACGGGUGCGGAGGUGAUAGACACUGGUGCCUUGACACUGGUGAAAGCAGUGACACCGUUGACCACGAAAAGGGCGGCAAUAACGAGGGCGAAGAAUUUGUUCAUGGUGGAUGGAUGAUGGAUGUUUUGAAGAA